This is a messenger RNA of Mollisia scopiformis, 1278 nucleotides long. RefSeq lists its product as uncharacterized. The record is from RefSeq and is a predicted model, not a curated record. The transcript is spliced from 3 exons. NCBI's taxonomy places the organism in Eukaryota, Fungi, Ascomycota, Leotiomycetes, Helotiales, Mollisiaceae. Bases 22 to 1278 code for a protein of 418 amino acids.
CUUGCACUCACGAUUUUCAAGAUGGUUUUCAUCGCUCGUGCAGGGAAACCUGUCUUCACCACAACGUUUGCAACCAAUCCAUGGGUGUUCACCACCCUUCAAUCGACCAAAGUUGUGGACUCUUGUGGUCCGAAGAAGAGAAAGUUCUCAGAAGCAAACGGCUCUGAUUCCCCAUCACCACCACUGCGAGCAAUGUACACAACUGAAGCAUCACCAUUCGAUGCGACAGAGGUCGUUCGGACUCUCAAAGCACUUUCCGAAGAAGGAAUUCCUGUCGAUGGCAUUUAUCUCGCAUAUUCCUCGGCCAAGCCUGAAGAUGUGAAUCUCCUUUGGGAAAAGCUUGAAGCGGAGAAUUUGGCCCUGUUUGCCACUUUUACAGUCCGUGUCCAAUAUCUUCCAAUAUCAGGAGAAUUCACGAUCCACCGAAACAACCCCGUCACCCAUCCACGUACUGUUGGGGCACAUCUUUCCAUGAUUGGGAAGAAGCUUCGUCCUUUUCGUUCUGGGCCUUACGCUAUCUUUGUCGACCAUAUUUGUGGCGCAGGCAGUUCGGAUAUUGAGUUGAAAUUCGAUUUGGACAAGAUAAAUUGGGAAUCCAUGGGAUCUUUCGCUGCCAGCUCUUGGGGAAAUGGUCAGAAAGGGAUCAAGGGAAGGUUCUGCUCGGAUAGCCAAUGGGUUUUCAACGUUCAGGGUCACGGGUCCCGCCACUUGUUUGCCAGUUUUCCGAAAUUGAAAACCGAUCACGCAUCAAAAGUCUGGCGGAUAACCUUAUUCUCGGCACCGAAGGCAGCGUCAGACGCUUCAUUUUCUUCAAGAUGGAUGAGAGUGGACCUGUACAGUGGACUCCGGGAGAGCCUUCCAAGGAUUAGUCCAUUGAACUCUCUGUCUGGGGUCUCCAUCAAGUUGACGAGGAUAGCUGGGUACCGAAAGAAAUCUUACCACCAACUAGUAGCAUAUCAAAUCCCACUCAAUGAGUUCUCCUCUCUACGCAUUUGCAAGCACUAUGUCAAAGACCCAGAAGCUCGCAAAAACAUCCCAGCGCUCACAGUGAUUAUGCAAGAUGUUCACAAUCUUUUCGAGCAAGUAUUCCGCGUAGCGAGCGACGUCCACAAACCUGCUACCUCACGGCUAAAAGGCAAAGGCUGUCAUGCUUCAAUGCUUUGCCUCGAGCAAGGCAAGGGACUAAGAGAAAGCAAGAAGCAUUCUGAUAGCGAGCAAAACGGGACGGAAACCAGAAAAGGUAGGAGUAAAAAUAAGAAGGCGAAGAAGGAAACCUGA